CAGGUCCAGCUGGAGAACGCGGAAAGAAGGCCCACUCUGCUGAGGCUGGCUGACUGAAGGAUGUAGGCCACAGCAAAGGCCAGGGCAGGGCUGGGGUCACAGGCAGCACCCAGCACUCCUGAGGCCUCCCUUGGACACAACUGAGAAAACCACUCCACCGAGCUCAGGAUUGCUGAGGGCUGGCUCUGAGGUCAGUGGUUGGGGGACUGGAGAAGGCUCGGUGAAGGAAGUGCGGGAGCCAUGAGCACAGAGGGUCCCAACCUCACCAGCUCCCCGGUCACCAAGCCCCUCACCUUCCUCUCAGCUCUGGUCACUCCAGAGCCUCCUGCACAGGCAGCUGACCCCCUCCCGGUGCUCAUUGCCCUGGCCUGCAUCUUUCUCCUGCUGGCCACCUGUCUGCUGUUCAUGAUGCUCUGCAAGCCGGCUGCACUGGACCCGAGCCACCGCAGGGCUCAAGAGUGCAUGCCUCACCACCCCGGGAGCCCCAGCGAGCCCCAGCUCCGGCUCUGGAAGCGCCUCGGCUCAUUGCGCCACUCCCUGCACAGCUUCCGUCGUGGCAGGCAUGUUGCCCCUCGACGCCCCUUGCCGGGCUGCGAUGAGAACCACAGCGACUGUGACUGCACGGAAUCUACCAAGAUGUGACAGGUGUCCAUAUACACCACCUCCCUCCCCAGGUCCACCUGCAGAUCUUCCUGCCUCAGAUGGAGCCUGCCACUGCAGGAAGACAAUGGCUCAAGCAAUCUGGGCCACACACUCACUCCCAGUGGUUUCCUGUGUGUCCAGGCUGGUGCCCUUUCCCAGAGAGGGCCUCCUGAAGAGUACCUUCCUCUCUGCAGACCCCCUAGCUGCUGCUUGCUAAAAGAGCCCUGGACCAAGGGAUGAGCGCCCAUAGCAAUCUGGGCCCUUGGCCUGAGGAUCCACAGGAUACAACCUGGGGCUCCUCAGGGCCCCUUUCUGGCAACCAGGCAUCAACCACCUCCUGGAAGCAGCACACCCGCUCCCCAAGAAGCCCUGCCUUCCCUCCAGGUGCCAAAGCCCAGCCAGAGGAGUUGCCAAUGGAACAGCCAAGUGGAACACUCAGCGUAUCCAGAGAGCACGGUACUGUCCCACCGCCUGUGCUGACUCUGUGCCCAAGUCAAGAGGGAACCCCUGGAUUUCUCUCCUUGGACUUGCUGGGCACUGCCAGCAUCUUCCUGGUAAUGUGUGGGAGCCGCCACCAUGGUCCUGGUGGAUCAGAGGCCUGGACGCCAGUGAGAAGCAGGGGUAAGAAGGAAGCCCCCAGAUCACAAUGCUGGCAGCAGGCUCUCUGGGCCCCCUUCAAGGUGUCCAUGGCAGGGUCUCUCAGGAAGGGGCCGAGGAUGGGUUCAGAGGCUGGUUUCAGAGGCCAGAGCUAGUCCUGUGACAGAGUGGCAAGAGGCAGGGCACUGCCAGCAGCUGGAAGGGAUGCAGCUGGGCUCUGAAGACAUAUCACAGAGCUCCAUGCCUCACCCCAAGGUGUGGAAUGGCCCAGAACUCUCCUGGACACCUGUAGGAACUUGAACCUAGACCACACUGGGUAUGCUGUGUUUUUGGUGAUUGCUUCACUGACUGGCUACCUAUCAAAGCAAUCUCAUCCCCGGGGAGAUUUCUCAGAGUCCCAAACCUUCACCUCUUCUCCAAAGUCCAGGGUUAAAUGCUUUCAUUGGGUCCCAGAUUUGGAGAGUGGGCAGAGUAGUGCCUGAGCUGCCUAGCUCCUGUCUUAGAGAGCUAGCUGGCCAGGGCCCUACCAUGGAGCUGCCCUGGCCUAGAGUGUCACCCUCCUGGGACCCAUAGUACAGCCAGCUAAGUUGUCUCUAUGAGUGAGCUCUGGUUUUGCCACUCCCCAUCUCUAAAAUCUUCACUGGCUCCCUAAGACUAACUGGACAUAAUCAGAUUUCCUUAGCUUAGGGUGCAGUACCCUCUGGCAGCUGGCUCUAAAUUAUCUUCCUAGUCUCAUCUUGACCUAUGACUGCAGCCAAACUGAACUACCUGUCCUCCCCUUUGCUUAUGCCUCACACGGCACCCACUCGGUGAAGCCCUGUUUGCCCUCCAGCUAAACUGCCCUUAUUCUUUCCCACCUCUCUGGGGAAGCUGUGGGUCACUCUUGUCUAUGUCUGCUCUUUUCUAUAAGCCUGGGAGGGACGCCAGCAGAGGGUCAGACCUUGCCUCAUGCCUUGCUUUGCUUCCCCAGCUCCAGGCAUGGACGUAUGGGGUCCUUGUCUGCUGAAUGACAGUGGCCCAACCUGGGUUCCCUGCCCCCCCAGAGCAGGAGUCCUAGUGGAAGCCUGCACAACAUGGAGCCUCUUCUUCCCUUGGAUGCCCCUAGAAAGAAGAUUUUUAUCCAAGCAGGCCCUGUUCGAGAGGCCCACUGUGCCUUCCCUCCAGGUGGAUCUGAAAUCAAAGAGCAAGUCUAGCUGGGCAAGAAACUUACUCACAGGGCCUUGGUGACUCAUAGUCACCCUGAAACCAUGAAUCUCUCCCCAGGAAAUGGGGGAAUAAGGCUGCCCUACCUUCCUCAUAGACUCUAGGAUUUCAGGCCAAGUAGAGUUGUGUAAAUAGAAACCAGUUCUUUGGGGAUUAGAAAGUGGGGCAGGCCUCCUCCCAGAGGUGCUGUUCCUCUUCCCUUUCUGCGUGUUAACCUCUUCCUGGUUUGCCUCCCCCAGAGCCUUCCUGAAAUAUCCCUGGCUGAAUUCAGACUGUAGUCACACACUCCUGGCCAGUGGCCUACCUGCCACCAGGAUUUUCUUCUUGGAGGUUGGAGGUGACUGAAGGAGCAGGAAGAAGGAAAAGCUGGGAUAGGAAGGGGAGCUCUCAAAGGUCUCAUGGUGCCCCCAGCUUGGGCAGGCGGCUGAUCCUGGGGCACUGCCAGGAAGCCAGUGGUGGGGCCCCACAGCUUUAUGGGGUGGAGGUUCUCCAUGUCCUCCUGAGCUUAGACCCAGAGGAGAGAAGAGAACACUCCUUUCUCCUUCUGGAACCAGCUACCACACUCUUGCAAAUCCUCGGGCUUUCUGGGUUCUCUGUGCUUCUGGGAGUCAGCCCCUGCUCCCAAGCCCUUUCCUGCCUCCUCCGGGUCCCGAUGCAGGAGGUAGGCACACGCCCAGCAGGCAGGCCCAGAUCUGCAAUGUUUGGCUCAGCCUCCAAGUUGGAAACCCCCAGGCUGGUGGCAAAGUUUUCAUUCCUAGCAUCCAGGCUGGGAGAGGGCACCAGGCUUCAGGGUCUUCCCCUGCCUCUCUCUAAGCCUCCGAGCUGUUGCCUCUGCUCCCUGGGCAAAGCAGCCCUUUCUUCUAGUGCCUAUUUAUUUCCCAAGAGGGAGUCUCAGCCAAGGGCCCUGUGAAAGCGGCUCUGUUCUGGGCCUCACUGGGCCCUGGCUCUCUCCCCAACUCCUUUCCGGGAAAAUGUGACAUCUCUCCUCCCUGCUCUGAAAGGCCCUCUGGGUGGGGUGGGCGUUGCAGAAAGGGCUGUGGGGAGAGAGGCCAAGGCCUUCCUUCUGCUUGUGAGGAGCCAGGGCUCUGGCCUCAGCUGCAUAACCUGGGACCCACUCUCCCUGAGUCCCUCUUUUCUCAUAGCACCAGCUACUUUCAGAACAGGCCCGCCUUGGUCCUCAC
Molecule: messenger RNA, 3623 nt
Organism: Nycticebus coucang (slow loris)
Lineage: Eukaryota; Metazoa; Chordata; Mammalia; Primates; Lorisidae
Gene: C3H10orf105
Product: chromosome 3 C10orf105 homolog
Exons: 2
Coding region: 241-642 (133 amino acids)
Source: RefSeq, a predicted model, not a curated record